AUGACAGAACGCAGUCUGUUUGGUGGAGCCAUGGUGUGCCAUAUUGGCACUACUAACUUAGAUGAAUGGCGCGAUGUAUCGGAUGUUCGUCAAGUUCCGGAUCACCAAGAAUGCUGGCAAGAUAUCGAUCAACGUGUUUUGGUGAUUGAGAUUCUGGAGCAUCAGCGUGGAGUGGAAAAUGACAAAGCGGCAGAAUACUUUUUUACCGAUUUGGCAACCGCCAAUGGAUCAUCCAACAACACGUUUGUUUCUACUAGCAAUAGAAAUUUGCUGGUGACGGGUCUUCCUUCCACGGCCAGCAUUGCCAGUGGCAUUGGCGUACAAGCGAAUGUGGCAAUGGGGCGCGACACAGACGUGGCUGGAAACCCUCGACAACAAGAAAGUCAAUCCAUUCGAGUGGAACUGUGUGUCCUACGAUUGCCUUCCGUAGAGACGGAUCUAUUGAUUACUCUCUCCACACCAACACCCAACACAGCUACUGAAGAACAAAAUGAGUUUUCUCCCAUUUUUCAACAAAUUGUCAGCUCGUUUCAGAUCCGAGAUUGGACCUUGUUUGAAUAG
Seminavis robusta is the source of this 561-nucleotide messenger RNA. Lineage: Eukaryota; Bacillariophyta; Bacillariophyceae; Naviculales; Naviculaceae. The record is from the annotation of a GenBank genome assembly.